CAUGCCACCACUUGAUGUUUACCACCUUGUUUCUUUCUCACUCUUCUUCUUGAUCGUGAAGUCAUAUGGAAUCAGCAACACUAGUAGUUCUUCAUCCUCAACCAAUAUUUGCGGCACAUAUGAUUGCGGCAACGGCUUAGCCUUCCGCUAUCCGUUUUGGCAUGUCGAAGUCGAAGCCACCACUGCCGAUCAGUACUGUGGCUACCCUGGUUUCGGCCUCACAUGCUCCGCCGACGGCGAGCCUAUCCUCACCCUACCAACCGACUCAUAUUAUGUCAAACAAAUAAACUACACUGAUUCCACCGUCCAUCUUGUUGACAUCGAUGUCGUUGGCCAUACAUGCCCUAGGGCACGACAUAAUGUAACUCUAGGCACCCUCCCUUUAAAUUACUCCCAUCCAGAUUUGAACCUCAGUUUUUUCUUCAACUGCACUUCCUACCCUCCUCUCGUGCCUCCCAUUGGGUGUUUGGGAUACGGUAAGAUGAAGUCUUACGUGUUUACGGUGGGGAACGAGACGGAGGGCUUUGAUUGGUUCGAGAACUGCGAGGAGAAUGUGGUGGUUCCGGUGAUAAAGACGACGGAGAUUACCAGUGACUUUGGUGGUUUGAUCGGUGGAUUUGGUGGCGCUAUGAACGAAGGGUUUGUGCUGGAUUGGGGCAUGGCUAAGGAGUGCGGAUCUUGUGAGGCAAAUGGUGGUCUGUGUGGCUACAACAACACUGCGCACAAUUUUCUGUGCUUUUGCAAAGAUGAAACCAGAACCAACGGUGUCUGCAAACAAGGUAUGCUACGAUCAAUUGGUUAUCUUAAAAUUUUAUUGUUAUUUACUAGUUAACUUUAAACUUACUUUGUAUGUAUGAAUAGUUACAUUUUUUUUUACAAGCGAUAUCUCUACUUUAAAGAAGUUAGGAGAAUUAUAAUUGGUGCAUAGUACAUGUCACAUAGGACCUGUGUUCCUUUGUAGCUACAUCAGUUAGCUACGAUGAAAAACAUUUCUCUAUGUUUCUUCUUACGUGACGAUGUUUCGAACAUUUUUACACAUAUUUCAUUUUGGCAGCUGGGCCUAAGUUAAUAAUUAGUUUCUUCUUUGGGUUGGCAUAGAUUUUUGCCCACAGAUUUUGAGUGAUCAAAUACCAUCCCCCCACUCCCCACCCACCCAACCCCCACCCCCAAAACCCGGAUGGGAUCCUCUUCGGAUUCUCUUAGUGAAGAUCUUAGGAAUCCUUAUAUUCUAAUAAUUUAUUGUACAUCGUGCGGCUAAUUUUUGUUAGAUAUUAUUUGUGUUUAAUUUUAAAUAAAAAAAAUCAAAUGAUUUUGGAUCACAUGAUGAAUGAUGAUUUUGGAUUCGGAUCCAAAUCUCCCCAACCCAGCCCCAACAACCAAACCCCAACAAAACUCACUCACACACACACACACACAAAACAAUGUGCCGCCAAUAAAUAUACUGUACCGAAAAUGGGCUGAGGCCCAAAAUUGUUCUUGCGGGUUUUGCACCCGGAUCUGGAUCAGUUAUUUUCUACUUUAGAAACGGGAAUUGACUUGGUAAAAGAAUUAGCAAGUUGUUUACAAAAGUAAUGAAUGAGCAGUUCUUCAAAAAAAAAAAAAGUAAUGAAUUAGCAAGUUGCUAAUGGAUAUGAUAUUGAGCUUUAAAAAUUUAUUUGGAUUUAC
Pyrus x bretschneideri (Chinese white pear) is the source of this 1665-nucleotide messenger RNA. RefSeq names its product LEAF RUST 10 DISEASE-RESISTANCE LOCUS RECEPTOR-LIKE PROTEIN KINASE-like 2.1. Lineage: Eukaryota; Viridiplantae; Streptophyta; Magnoliopsida; Rosales; Rosaceae. The transcript has a single exon. The record is from RefSeq and is a predicted model, not a curated record. Gene Ontology annotation, molecular function: polysaccharide binding. The coding region runs from base 2 to 832 and encodes 276 amino acids.